UCUUUGGUCUUCCGUGUCAACAUGGCGGCAUCCAUGGCAUCUCAGGCUGCAGCAAGAGGACUGAGGACAGCAACCUCAAAGCACAUACUUCUGGACAAACUCAAGUGCACCUGGCUAAGUCCCAGGAGAUGGCUAAAUCUGCAAGAGUACCAGAGCAAGAAGCUGAUGCAAGAGAGUGGCGUGGCCGUCCAACGCUUCUUUGUGGCCGACACCGCUUCUGAGGCCCUGGAGGCUGCAAAGAGACUCAAUGCCAAGGAGAUUGUGUUGAAAGCUCAGAUUCUGGCUGGUGGCAGAGGAAAGGGCGUGUUUGACAGUGGCCUUAAAGGUGGAGUGCACUUAACCAAGGACCCUGCUGUGGUUGGUGAACUGGCCAAUAAGAUGCUGGGUUUCAACCUGACUACCAAACAGACACCAAAAGAUGGAGUGAAAGUGAAAACGGUGAUGGUUGCUGAGGCCCUGGACAUUAGCAGGGAGACCUACUUUGCCAUCCUGAUGGACCGCGCCUGUAAUGGUCCUGUCAUGGUAGGCAGCCCCCAGGGGGGUAUGGAUAUUGAGGAGGUAGCCGCCAACUCGCCAGAACUCAUCUUUAAGGAAGUCAUAGAUAUAUUUGAAGGCGUGCGAGACGACCAGGCACUCCGCAUGGCAGCUAAUUUGGGUUUCAAAGGACCUCUGCAGAGACAGGCAGCAGAUCAGAUUAAGAGGCUCUAUGAUCUGUUCCUGAAAGUCGACGCCACUCAAGUCGAAGUCAAUCCUCUCGGAGAGACUCCCGAAGGACAAGUGGUUUGCUUUGAUGCAAAGAUCAACUUCGACGACAACGCCGAGUUCCGUCAGAAAGCCGUGUUCGCCAUGGACGACAUGACUGAGAGCGACCCCACAGAGAUGGAGGCAGCCAAGUGGGACCUCAAAUAUAUCGGACUGGACGGAAAUAUUGCCUGCUUUGUGAAUGGAGCCGGUUUGGCCAUGGCCACGUGUGACAUCAUUGACCUGCACGGAGGAAAGCCAGCUAACUUCCUUGACCUCGGGGGAGGAGUCAAAGAGAGGCAGGUGUACGAGGCCUUUAAGCUGCUGACUGCUGACCCAAAGGUUGAGGCCAUCCUGGUCAACAUCUUUGGUGGGAUCGUCAACUGUGCCAUCAUCGCCAACGGCAUCACCAAGGCCUGUCGGGAGCUGGAGCUCAAGGUGCCGCUGGUGGUCAGGCUUGAAGGCACCAACGUCCACGAGGCCAAGAGGAUCCUGAGCGAGAGCGGCCUGCCCAUCACAGCAGCAGAUGACCUGGAUGACGCCGCCAAGAAAGCGGUGGCCGCCAUCAAGAAAUAGAAAAGCCUCAGAGUAACCUCACCAUACUCUGUCCGCCAACAUUCAUGCAGUCUCAGAUCAUCACCGUCAGCCUUUUCUUACACAUGCAGACCUCCAGGACUUCAUGUCUUUGCACUCACAGGCCUUUGCUUUUUUGUUUCAACACUAGCUUCCCAGCGUCUGUAUCGCAGCUUUCUAGGUGCUGUGUCACCUUAACACCUCACAGAAUUUAAAUUUUACACUCACCUCACCUGUGUGGGAAAAAUAAGCAGCUUUUAAUUUUUAAAAGAAAAUGAAAUAAAUGCAUAGUAAUUAGGAUAAGUCUGUAACUCUCAGGCUUGUCGGCACAAUCUUGUCUUGAAAUAUCAUAAAGUCUCACAGAUUAGAUGGAAUGGAGACAUGACGCUUUUCGCAUUCCAUUUUUCAGAGGUAACAGACACAGCUUUCACUCUGCAUAAUGUGGCAUAUGUAUGCAAUAUUAUUUAAAAGAAAUUUUCACCUCCGUUCUCAGCCAAGGGUAUUUUUAAAGGUACAAUAUGACUGAAAACAGCUUGUUCUUGUGAAAUCAUUCAGUGGCACUUCACCAAAACAGUGACUUCAUUGUCAGCAAUUAAUCCAUUAAUCCAUCCAAUGACGUACAGUAUAUGUAUUUAAUGAGGUGAAUGAAGUACCCAUGCUGUGAAAUUUUGUACAUCAUGUCUUAAUUGUUAAGCGCUCUAUGGCAAACAGUGUGUUAACUGCUUGAAUCUGUGCCUGUUUCGUGAAGGCCACAGGGUUUUAUAAACUAUCCUGCCAACUCUUUCUGUACAAGUAGUUUCAUACAGAGGUGCUGAGAAAAUCAAAAACGUGCAGCAAUUGUAUUUACAUUUUUUUUAUAAUCAUGAAUGUAUAUUGACAGGAGAUCUUGAGUACAGUGUCAAAGCUGUAUAUAUAAUUCAGGAGAUUAAAACAAAUAUUUCAAGA
Epinephelus lanceolatus (giant grouper) is the source of this 2259-nucleotide messenger RNA. RefSeq names its product succinate-CoA ligase GDP-forming subunit beta (gene suclg2). Gene Ontology annotation, biological process: succinyl-CoA metabolic process; tricarboxylic acid cycle. Gene Ontology annotation, cellular component: succinate-CoA ligase complex; mitochondrion. Gene Ontology annotation, molecular function: succinate-CoA ligase (GDP-forming) activity; metal ion binding; ATP binding. The record is from RefSeq and is a predicted model, not a curated record. Lineage: Eukaryota; Metazoa; Chordata; Actinopteri; Perciformes; Serranidae.